Striga asiatica is the source of this 600-nucleotide messenger RNA. The record is from the annotation of a GenBank genome assembly. Lineage: Eukaryota; Viridiplantae; Streptophyta; Magnoliopsida; Lamiales; Orobanchaceae.
AUGUACGAACCCACGCGGAAAACGUCGUCGUUUCCAAAGCCCUCUCGAUUCUCGACAUCGGACUGCAGAACAACGGUCACCGGAGACUCGUCGGGGAGUUUUAUCGCGUUGCUGUUCUUCAAGCGCCGCGCGAAUUCAUCUUCUACAACGGAUUUCCCGCUCAGGACGAGCGUCGUGGAUGAUUGUGGCUCCAUUUCUGCAGCAGAAAACUACACGACUCAGCCGUUCGAAUCACAUUGUCACACCAACUCAUCCUGGAGCCAAGAGCAAACAUUCGAAAUCUCACCAACCAACUUCCUCAGCUCCUCCCUCGACACCACCCGCGAAUCGGGCGGUUCACUCACCAUACCUACGGUUUUCUCUCCCGAGAUUGUGGCUCGGGACAAGGAAAGGGUGCUGGAGCAACUGGGGAAUCCUCCACCGCUUGUUGCGGUCCCACGCCAGGCAUUUCUUCAUGAGAUCAAGAAGCCACGGAUUGGACACGGGCCCGUAAAUUAUCUCGUGGGCUGGGUCCGUUAUGACCUUGAACUUGGCCCAAAAGGUCUUGUACUUGGAGAAUGGGGUCCGCCCGUAGACCAUCUGGUAGAGGAUGCAGCCUAG